GCAGUAGUCUAGCUGAUAAGACAUCUAUAAAUAAAUGUAUACAAAUACCAGUGUCUAUCCGAUUCCGGGCUGCUAUGCAGCCUGAGAGUCACAUCUUCGACUUUUCACAUUUUGAUCAGUAUUGGCCGAGAGCCAGGGGAGCCUGUAACAACACAGAGCGUGGAAAUAUGUAUAUCUUGGUGUCGUUGUCUCUGAUACUUCUGCACUUGCUGCUGCUGCCCAUCUAUUUGUACCUCACCUGGCACCACAAGUACUGGCGCAAGCGCGGCUUGGUCACAGCUCGUCCUUUAACCCUGCUGGGCACAUAUCCAGGAUUGCUAACCCGGAAGAGCAAUCUAGUCCACGACGUCCAAAAGAUUUAUGACAAAUACAAAGGUAAACAUCGAGCUGUGGGGGUUUUUGUGACCCGUCAGCCGCAGAUCCUGGUUCUCGAUCCGGAAUUGGCACACGAAGUUCUGGUUGGUAAUUUCCGCUGUUACAAGGACUCGCUUACCAGUUCGUAUAUCAGACAUGCCAAAUCGGACAAAUACGCCCGCCUGAAUCCAUUCUGGGCAUCCGGACAAUCCUGGAGGCGUCUCCGCUCUGAUGCCCAAGCAGGAAUCUCAGGGAAUCGCUUGAAGCAGGCCUAUAACAUCUGGGAGCAGGGUGGGAAAAUGUUGACGGACUAUAUGGCCAAGCAAGUGAUGCAGAAAAAUAAUAUCCUAGAGACCAGAGAUCUCUGUUUUCGCUAUACAGCCCAUGUCAUGGCCGACUUUAUCUGGGGUAUCGAUGCAGGGACCUUGACUCGACCCAUGGAGCAACCCAAUCAGAUGCAGCAGAUGGCCAGCAAGUGGACCAGUUAUGCCUUCUAUAUGCUUUCCAUAUUCAUGGCUUCCAUUGUGGCACCCUGUAGUCGACUGUUGCUGCGAUUCCGAUUCUAUCCAAAGGAAACCGACGAGUUUUUCUCAAACCUAACGAAGGAGUCCAUUGAGAUGAGAUUAAAGGGAGGUGGUGAUGCCACUCGGACGGAUUAUCUUUCGCAUUUACUCCAACUUCGGGAUCAAAAACAGGCCACUCACGAUGAUCUGGUGGGUCAUGCUCUGACUGUGAUGCUCGAUGGUUACGAUACCACUGGCACGGCUCUACUCCAUGCUUUAUAUUAUUUGGCGGAGAAUCCCAUCAUCCAGCAGAAGCUGCGUACAGAAAUCCUCUCCAGUGCGGAAUCCGAAAAGAGUCUUGACUUCGACAAGCUGUUUUCCUUACCCUAUUUGGAGCAAGUGGUGUAUGAAUCUCUCCGACUUAGCAGUUUAAUACCGCAGUAUACGAAAGUGUGUACGUCUCCCACGGUUAUUCAGCUAAAUGAAUCUAAACAGCUUCAUGUAGAAGCCGGCAUGACGAUCAUGAUUCCCAAUUAUCAGUUCCAUCAUGAUAAGCAAUACUUCCCAGAUCCCGAAGCUUUCAAGCCCGAGCGUUUUGAUAAUGCUACUUACCAGGAAUUAAUGCGGAAGGGAAUAUUUCUUCCAUUUAGCGAUGGUCCCCGUAUUUGCAUGGGUGUUCCAUUGGCUUUGCUGACCUUGAAAUCAGCUCUAGUUCACAUUCUCUGCGAAUUUCAAGUGGUGCGUGGAAGGGAGCGCUUGAUUCCGAAGGGAGAUGCUGGGUUUGGAGUCGUUUUGCAGGGGAAUGUUGAUUUGGAGUAUCGCCGAUUUUUGAGAUAGUGUUGUAUUAUUAUCAGUAAGCUAAUACAUGCAUAGGCGUUAUUAACCAUUA
Molecule: messenger RNA, 1746 nt
Organism: Drosophila eugracilis
Lineage: Eukaryota; Metazoa; Arthropoda; Insecta; Diptera; Drosophilidae
Gene: Cyp309a2
Product: probable cytochrome P450 309a2
Molecular function (GO): oxidoreductase activity, acting on paired donors, with incorporation or reduction of molecular oxygen; monooxygenase activity; iron ion binding
Source: RefSeq, a predicted model, not a curated record